GCUUCGCAAAUUUGUUUAAAAGAAUGUUAAAACCAAAGAAAAAUAAACAACAACAGAAACGCAAAUUGUUUAAAAAUAAAUUAUGAAAUAAAUUACAUAUAUGAAUUUAAAUAAUAAAAAUAACAAUUGCUAAGAAAACAUAUACAAAACAUUUAAAAGUUUUUAAGUGGAAAGCGGAAACAAAAUAAAAACAAAAAAACCCAAACCAUUAUGCCUUUAUAUACUGAUUCGAAUUAUUACUACAGUGGUGGUAGUAGCCAGCUGUACUCACCCUAUUACCCGGGAUCUUCAUCGUCCAUCGGCACCUCUUCGAGUAUCUACAAUCCCUAUUCAUCCACCUAUAAUCGUUCUAUAGGGGGUUCGUAUGUAGUGCCCAUAUCAACACCACGCACCUCCAGUUACACUUCUCCGCAUAGUCUCUCUUCGUCACGUUACCAACCGAAACUUACUACCAUCACCGAGACCUCACCUCUCAUAAGUGCUGCUAGACAUACAUCACAUAUACCCUUGACUCGUAUACAAUCGCCCAAGUAUACGAGUUAUUCUAGCCCCACACACGUGCACACACCCAAAUAUAUACCACCUCGUCCUAUACUCAUAAAUACCGCGGAUAUCGAUGUUUCAGCCAAUAGAUAUCGCAAACGUAAAGAAGAAACUCUCAGGCAGGUUCAAAGAGACAGUGAGUACACAUCUCCCACCUCCUCCAUAAAAAGAGACAGUGAGUACACCUCUCCCACCUCUUCCAUAAAACGUCGUAAUAGUGCGGAACGCCGAGCAGAGGAAGAAGAAAAGCUACGCAAUGAAAUAGCAGCCCGUCAAGCUUCCGAGUCCAAAAAAGAAUCCAGUCCUGAAAAGCACAUAAAUCGUUCCACCAUCAAACGUAAUCGUGCUGUUGUACGUUUAUCCACCAUUAGAUCGCGCAGUAAAGAUCGUAAUAAAAAUAAAAGUGAAGAUUCCUCCUCCCCGGAACCAGAGAAAAAAUUUAAAGAUUUACCUAUCUACCAGCCACCCGAAGAGGUUCCUCUAAAAUGGCGUGAUAAAUUGGCUGAGGAUUUGGCCGCCAUACCCCAAUAUCCGAAUAAAAAAUCUCCCGGUGAAAUUUUAAGAGAGAAAUAUUUAAUACAAGACUCCAAGGAUGAUGAAGACUAUGCUGCCCAGUGCAGAGCUCAAAGAACGGCAGCUGGUCUGCCUAAAGAGACCAUAGAACAGGUCAUAGUUGAGUUGGAUCCCUUGCAUCAUACCGUCAGAAGAUUGAGCAUACCCCAAUGUCCCACCUUUCAUGAUAUUUGUGAGGAUAUAUCCUCGGACAAGAUCGAUGAUGAUCUUAAUGCUGGUGCCUUACGAAGAAGGGCUUCGAUUAUACAAUGCCAGGAACAAGAAUUAUUAAAUGAAUUACAAAAGUCCGCCUCGGGCACCUUUCAAAUGAUUACUAUGGAACGUCGUGGCAGUCAUGACAGUGUCGAUGAAUUGCCCCACAAAAGACACUCGAAGAGAUCUUCGAAAAAGGGCAAGAAAAUAAGAACCAAGAUAACUGCCAUAGUAGAAGUGGAAAAUGCUCCGCAGUUGGGUACUAUUUUACAAGAAAAAGAUGAGGAAUUUGAUCCAGGUAAAUCUCCUAGACCCAAGUUUACGGUAAAUGUCGAAUCGGUAGAGGAGCAUCAUGAAAUUCACAAGGUUUUAAAGUUACCCAAAAAGAAGAGCAUUAAAAGACAGGCUAAAGUUAAGGAACAGGAAUUGCCUGAGGGUUUCAUGUCCUCUUUGCCGAAACCUCAAAUUUCGCCCAAGAAAAAGUUUGUCAAACCUACGGCCGAAGUGUUUACCUUUGAUGAGAAAGCAGUUGAACAAGCCAAACAGGAUAAGGCUUUAGAAAAGGUGACCAGUAUUGACAGCAAGACACCAACUACUCCCACAAAAACAAUGGAGCAAACAGACAGUAAAGUGGCUACAAAAUCCCUAUUAAAAGAUACAAAUGCAAAAUCGUUUACCACUUCCCAAUCAUUGGAUAUUAAAGAAAAACCAACAUUGAGCAAAACUUUGGAAAAAUCAAACUCUAUAAAUAUUGAACUAAAGACACCAACAACUCCAAAAACACCCAUUAAAAAGGACGAAACACCACCCUUAACACCAAAAAUUAAAAACGAAACACCAAAACCUUUGGAAAAAUCAAAUUCUAUAAACUUUGAACUAAAGACACCUACAACACCCAAAACUCCUCUUGGCAAGGAACCAACUCCUCCCUCAACACCCAAAGCUCUCAAAAACCUUUUGGAAACCGAAGAGAAAAAACCCAAAAUUCCUCUGGACAAGGAACCAACUCCCCCAACAACACCCAAAGCUCUCAGAAAACUUUUAGAAACGGAAGAGAAAAAACCUACUCCCAAAACUCUUAAAACUUCAGUGUCAGUGGACAGUGCUUCAAAAUCUAGCUCAAAUAAAGUUUUGGAGAAAACCAAUUCUUUAACAGUGGAACUCAAAUCUCCUGUAGCUGCUGGCAAGAAAGAAGAAGAUAAAAAGGUUUUGAAAACCUCACAGUCUUUAGAGGCAGAAACAAAGCCCAAACUAGCCAAGACUUUGGAAAAAUCGAAUUCUAUAAACAUAGAACUGAAAACUCCCACCACACCUAAAACCCCUUUACCAGAAACUAUUAAAGAGGAAACUUCAGAGCCGAAAGUAGCCACUCCUAAGCCUAUUAAAAAAGCCAUCAUGAAGUCCGACAGUGGUGAAGAUUUCUGGGCACAAAUCGGUUCUCGCGAAACUAUGUACAUGAACAAACGCAAAAAAGACGUUGUUGAGACCCAGUGGCAGAAGCGGGAAGAUCUAUUGGAAUCCACCAAAGAAGAAGAUGUCAAAAAUAUAGAAGAAAUUAAAACUUCUGUAACUUCACAAAAAAUUGAGGCUUUGAAAAAGGCAGAUCAAGAUCAAAAAAGUUCAAAAGGCGUUGUAAGCAGAUCCAAUUCCAAUGAAUCGGCCUUAAAAAAUAAAUCACCGGCAAAAUCUAAAGAAGCUAAUGACACAAAAGAGGAAAAAGCUAAAAAGAAAGUAUCGCCUCUAAAGAAGAAAUCCCCUACAACCAAAACCGAUGAUGCCAUCACAACUCCUGUAACGCCCAAGGAUUUGAAAACAUGCGAUGCUAAAAUUAAAACAAAUGAUAAAUUGGAAAAUGCCAAGACGCCAGUGGUUACAAAAGUGUCUAAAGAAACAUCAUUAUCAACGGCAACAUCAUCACCAUCAUCGCCAAUCACGAAGAUUUCUUCUUCAACGACGACUACAAGCAAUACUACGGCGUCGCCAAAAAUAACCGGGCAGCAAGCCAAGUCACCUGAACAACAAGAGCAAGCGGAGCAAAACAAAUUCUUCCCAACAACAACACCAGCCAAAAACAAUAAUAACAGAAAUGAAAUAGACAUUAAUAAAACAACAAAUGAAAAACAACUGUUGGCAAAAACAUUUACUUUGCCUACGGAAAACACAAAACUUACUUCGUCUACGUCAGCAGCCAGUAACGUAGCAGAGGCAACAACCACAAAGCAACCGGAAACAAAGCAAAUUAACAAGACAUCGACUACAACAACUGAGGCAAACAACGCCGUCACAAAAGCCAAAACCACUGACACAGACAGCAAAGUGUUGGCGGCUAAAAAGCAACCAGCUGAUAAGAAAUCACCCACCCAAACAAAAACCAAGACAUCACCCAGCGCCAUUAAUGCCGAUGAAUUUAUAGCCAAGGCACCAGCCAAAACAAAUGCAUCACCGGUCAAAACAGCAACAAAAAUAACAGCAGCAGUACCGACGACACCGACAACGUCAUCAGUUAAUGCACCCACUGAAAAGACGCCUGAUAAGAAGAAAACUACAACUACGACCUCUACAAACCAAACAAAUGCGGCAGCAUCAACAGCAGCUACAACCACAAUCAUUAAGACAGCAACGAAAACUGAUGACAACCAGCAAAUUUGCAACAAAAUCACAGACAACAAAAACACUGCUGAUACAAAUACAAACAACAACAAAAACGCAGAUGAUGAGGAGACCAACAACAACAACAACAGCAGCAGCACAUGCGGCGGCAAUUUAUCAAAGUUCGCAACAGUAUCGAAUUUGGCACAGUGUUUACACGACGUUGACGCCGAUCUAGCUGACUAUUUGCCAUCGUCCGCGGAAAUUAGUGAGAACGAAGAUUAUAAAACAGACGAUAGUGAUUUCGAUUAUUCCAGUAUCGACGGUUGGGAAAAAUUAACGCCCAGCAUGAAGAAAAAAGUGAAACAACGUCGUCGCAAAGAAAAACAAGCCGAACAGGCACGUUUCGAUCCCCAAAAGAAAGUUAAAAUCGAUACAACGCGUAAAUUGUACGUCAAAGAGGAAGCACCGCGUUAUCCUCUGGUCGCGACACCGCGUCCUCUAUGGAAACGGGAAAAGAUCGUGUAUCCCGAUGAAGAUUCCGACGACGAAAGUGAUAGUGAAGAAAGUGGCUCCACCGAGGAGACCGAAGAUAGUGAUGAAUGCACCACAUCAGAAGAGUAUGAGGAUGAAUUGAAUCCCACGGCUUCUGGUGGUGCAGUUAAAAGUAGUGGUAGUGGUGAGGGUAGUAGUGGUGGCAGUGGUGGUAAUGUUGGAGAUAAUUCAGAUCCAAAUAAAGAAAAUUCAUCAAUUAUACGCAUGAGUACCUGUAGCAAUGAUUCGGGUUUCGAGGGUGGUACAGCACCUUCAAGUCCUAAAAAAAUGUUAGAAACUUCAUAUACAUAUUCACAAUUCCAAAAAUCCGGACGUUUUACACCGCCAGCAACAAUAAUACCUAGAUUUAAGAAUUAUACAGUAGAUGAUUUUCAUUUCCUAGCUGUGCUAGGCAAAGGAAGUUUUGGCAAAGUACUUUUAGCUGAAUUACGUGAUACAACUUAUUAUUAUGCAGUUAAAUGUUUGAAAAAAGAUGUUGUACUCGAAGACGAUGAUGUCGAUUCAACACUAAUAGAACGUAAAGUUUUGGCCUUGGGCACAAAACAUCCGUAUUUGUGUCACCUGUUCUGUACAUUUCAAACGGAGAGCCAUUUGUUCUUUGUUAUGGAAUAUCUUAAUGGCGGUGAUUUAAUGUUCCACAUACAAGAAAGCGGACGAUUUACAGAAGAAAGAGCACGUUUCUAUGGUGCUGAAAUUGUUUCGGGUCUGAAGUUUUUGCAUAAAAAGGGCAUUAUAUAUAGAGAUCUCAAAUUGGAUAAUGUUUUAUUAGACUAUGAGGGUCAUGUGCGUAUAGCUGAUUUUGGUAUGUGUAAAUUACAAAUCUAUUUGGAUAAAACAGCGGAUAGUUUUUGUGGUACACCCGAUUAUAUGGCGCCUGAAAUUAUUAAGGGCGAUAAAUAUAAUCAAAAUGUUGAUUGGUGGUCCUUUGGUGUUUUAUUAUAUGAAAUGCUUAUUGGUCAAUCACCUUUCAGUGGUUGUGAUGAAGAUGAACUAUUUUGGUCUAUAUGCAAUGAAUUGCCCUGGUUCCCAGUUUAUAUAUCAGCGGAGGCAACAAGUAUAUUAAAAGGGCUUUUGGAAAAAGAUUAUACCAAACGUAUUGGAUCUCAGUAUAGUCCUGCUGGAGAUAUUGUUGAGCACAUAUUCUUUAGACCCAUUGAUUGGAAUCUAUUAGAUAAACGACAAAUUGAACCACCAUUUAGACCACAAGUGAAACAUCCUUUGGAUACACAAUAUUUUGAUCGUGUGUUCACCAGAGAACGUGUACGUUUAACUCCAAUAGAUAAGGAUAUAUUACAAUCUAUGGAUCAGAAGCAGUUCCUAGGUUUUACUUAUACAAAUCCCCAUAUAACAUUGGAUUAAGCGCUCCCCCAACCUCCCUCUCUCUAAAGUUCUCACAACAGUUUGAGAACAACAACGAUAAACCUCGUAUUUCUUUCGAUUUUUUUCAAUGGAAAACAAAAAUAUAUAUUUUAUAAACAAUUUAAAGCCUUUUAGUAAAAGGUGACCCCUUCGCUUUAUUUGUUUUUUUUUUUUUGUAUUUGGUAUUGAAAUUAUUUUCGAAAAAAGAAAAUAUUUUUGUGAUUUUUAGAUCAAGAAUUAAAUUUUUUAAUUCUCUAAAAAAAAUUUGUAGAAAUUUUGAAAUUUGUUACCAAAUUUUUCAAAUUUGGAUUUAUAGCAUUUCCAAAUAUAGACAUAAAGUGUAUUUAAAUAAAUUGUACUAAAUUGGAAUUACUGUAGAGCUAUAAUUUUGAAAAUUUGUUUCCAGAUUCAAAUAUUUUUUAAAUUUUUUUUUAAAUAUGUUUCCCCAUAUAUUUAUCCACCCCUCUUCUUAAAGCCUACUCUUUUAUAAAAUUUAUUAUUUUCCUUUCUUUAAAUAUUUGUAUAAAAACCAGUAUUUUAUAACAAAUUAUUUAGAAUUUUGUAAUAAGAAUACACACACAUAUUUUUUUUAAUUUUUUUUCACCAAAAUACUUUCACUUACAUACUCGACUUUUUUAAUUUUUAUUUUACAAAUUUUCCGUGUCUAUCUAUAUCUUUAAUUUAUUUCAUUUCUGUUUUACUUUCUUAGUGUAUAGUUAUAAUUAUUAAGUUAACAUUUUAUUAUUUAAUUGUUAAGUAAAUUAUUAUAAACAGAAUGUAACUUAAAUUCCCUCCCAUUUUAAUUUUAAGUUUAAGUAAAACGGAAUAAUUUAAAACAAAAAUCUUUAUAAUUGGCUUGAAUUUAUAAAUAUUUUUUACAAUAUUUAUAAAAUAUACAAUACAUAUAUUUUUCCAAAUAUUAUGAAAUAUUAGUUUGUAAGAGAAACCUUAUUAUGGAAUUUCAAUUAAACUUUAAUUUACAUAUUGUACUGUAAACGUUGUUAAAUAGAAAUUUAUUUAAAAAAAACUCUAAAUAAAAAAUAAAUAAUAAAAAAUUAAAUAAAUAUAA
Messenger RNA from Calliphora vicina (urban bluebottle blowfly), 6880 nucleotides. It is a transcript of the gene Pkcdelta, whose product is annotated as Protein kinase C delta. The coding region runs from base 211 to 5811 and encodes 1866 amino acids. The record is from RefSeq and is a predicted model, not a curated record. Gene Ontology annotation, molecular function: protein serine/threonine kinase activity; ATP binding. Lineage: Eukaryota; Metazoa; Arthropoda; Insecta; Diptera; Calliphoridae. The transcript has 8 exons. Gene Ontology annotation, biological process: intracellular signal transduction; peptidyl-serine phosphorylation.